Molecule: messenger RNA, 1803 nt
Organism: Megalops cyprinoides (Indo-Pacific tarpon)
Lineage: Eukaryota; Metazoa; Chordata; Actinopteri; Elopiformes; Megalopidae
Product: non-POU domain-containing octamer-binding protein-like
Exons: 10
Coding region: 126-1499 (457 amino acids)
Biological process (GO): regulation of DNA-templated transcription
Cellular component (GO): nucleus
Molecular function (GO): RNA binding
Source: RefSeq, a predicted model, not a curated record
AGGAAACUACCACCGCUUUCUUUCCGCCUUAAUGAGCUGACGAUACGGCCGUAAUAGAAAGCCCAUAGAUUGUUUCGUAGCAUCCAAGAAGAGGAUAAUACUGCUUGUUCGAUCGCCAACAAAGGAUGCAGGGCAACAGAGGACCCCGUCCUGAACAGCACAAUCAUGGGCCUCCUAGACAGCAGGGCCCCCCGGCCCAUCAGAAAAGAGGAGAAGACAGCAACGGGCAGCAUGCCGAAAGCAGCAAACAGCCAAACGCAAAUUCGUCUGUGACGAUAGAUCUUCAAGCUUUCAGGAAACCGGGUGAGAAGACUUACACCCAGCGCAGCAGACUGUUUGUAGGCAAUCUACCGACGGGGGUGACGGAAGAAGAGGUGGAGAAGCUGUUUUCGAAGUAUGGCCAGCCCUCUGAGAUCUUCAUCAACAAAGACAGAGGCUUUGGCUUCAUAAGGCUGGAGACCAGAACCCUGGCUGAGAUCGCCAAAGCAGAGCUUGACGACACCCCCUUCAAGGGCAGGCAGAUUCGCGUGCGCUUUGCCACCCAGGGGUCUGCGCUCUCGGUGAAGAACCUGCCUCAGUGCAUCUCCAACGAGCUCCUGGAGGAGGCCUUCUCAAUCUUCGGCCAGGUGGAGCGGGCCAUUGUCAUAGUGGAUGACCGGGGCAGGCCCACUGGGAAAGGCAUUGUGGAGUUCACGGCGAAACCGCCGGCAAGAAAAGCUCUGGAUAGAUGUGCCGACGGUGCUUUCCUGUUGACCGCAUUUCCCAGGCCUGUAACAGUGGAGCCAUUGGAGCAGUAUGAUGAGGAGGAGGGCCUGCCAGAGAAGCUUCUCAGUAAAAACCAGCAAUAUCACAAGGAGCGGGAGCAGCCACCACGCUUUGCGCAGCCGGGGUCGUUUGAGUACGAGUACGCCAUGCGCUGGAAGGCUCUGCUGGAGAUGGAGAAGCAGCAGUUCGAUCAGGUGGACCGGAACAUCAAGGAGGCCCGGGAGAAGCUGGAGGCGGAGCUGGAGGCCGCCCAGCAUGAGCACCAGGUCAUGCUGAUGAGACAAGACCUACUGAGGCGUCAGGAGGAGCUCCGUCGGAUGGAGGAGCUGCACAGCCAGGAGGUGCAGAAGAGGAAGCAGCUGGAGCUCCGGCAGGAGGAGGAGCGGAGGAGGCGUGAGGAGGAGAUGAGGAGGCGCGAGGAGGAGAUGGCCAGGAGACAGCAGGAGGGCUUCAAGGGCAACUUCCCUGACAACAGGGAGCAGGAGAUGAGAAUGCACAUGGCAGGUCAGGGGAUGGGCAUGAAUCGGAACCCAAUGGCGGGGCCCCCUUUGCCUGGUGGACCUGGGAACAUGCCACCUGAUGCCAAGCCCAUGAUGCAGCAGCCGCCGCAGCAGCACGAGCGUUUCCCCAUGGAGGGUGCGGGAAACAGCGGCAUGCCCGGACCACAGCCCGGCUUCCCCAGGGGCCCCCCGGGGCCAGCCGACUUUGGACCCAACAAGCGCCGCAGAUUCUGAGGAACAUCCCUUGUUCUCUUAAUUUUUUUCGAAACCUUUUUAUAGACUGCUGCUGUACGAUAUUUUUAAUUUCAUAUUAUGGAGGAUGCCUUCUGUGCAGUUUUUUAUGGAUAACUUUUAAAAAAAAUGUGCUGAGAACCUGUUCCUCUGGGUUGUACCCCUCUUAUGUGGGUUUGACAGUGUAGAAGUUCAGCCCUGCAUACAUCAUGUUUCUGAUCUUUUUGCCCCUUGUAGUGAGCUUUUUGUACCCCUCCACCUUGCAUUGUACAGUGAUAGUUUGAUACUUUGAGACAUGAGAAAAUAA